This is a messenger RNA of Manis pentadactyla (Chinese pangolin), 6515 nucleotides long. It is a transcript of the gene LCLAT1, whose product is annotated as lysocardiolipin acyltransferase 1. The transcript has 6 exons. Gene Ontology annotation, cellular component: endomembrane system. Gene Ontology annotation, molecular function: acyltransferase activity. The record is from RefSeq and is a predicted model, not a curated record. NCBI's taxonomy places the organism in Eukaryota, Metazoa, Chordata, Mammalia, Pholidota, Manidae. Bases 15 to 833 code for a protein of 272 amino acids.
AGGCGUUACAGGUUAUGGCGUGCGGAAAAUGGCGGCGGCCGCGGGGGGAAUCCCCGAGUGGGUGGACGCGAAGCAGCCCCACGGGCUUUUCCGCCUGGGCCGCAGGCCUACCCGGGUUGUGGCCUCGAAUCAUGGUGUCAUGGAAGGGGAUUUACUUUAUACUCACUCUGUUUUGGGGGAGCUUUUUUGGAAGCAUUUUCAUGCUGGGUCCCUUUUUACCAUUGAUGCUUAUAAGCCCAUCAUGGUAUCGCUGGAUCACCAACCGCCUUGUGGCAACCUGGCUCACGCUACCUGUGGCCUUGUUGGAGACCAUGUUUGGUGUAAAAGUGAUUAUAACAGGUGAUGCAUUUGUUCCUGGAGAAAGAAGUGUUAUUAUCAUGAAUCAUCGGACAAGAAUGGACUGGAUGUUCCUGUGGAAUUGUCUGAUGAGAUAUAGCUACCUCAGAUUGGAGAAAAUUUGCCUCAAGGCGAGCCUCAAAAGUGUUCCUGGAUUUGGUUGGGCCAUGCAGGCUGCUGCCUAUAUCUUCAUUCAUAGAAAAUGGAAGGAUGACAAGGGCCAUUUUGAAGACAUGAUUGAUUAUUUUUGUGAUAUUCGUGAACCACUUCAACUCCUCAUAUUCCCAGAAGGGACUGAUCUCACAGAAAAUAGCAAAGCUCGAAGUAAUGAUUUUGCUGAAAAAAAUGGACUUCAGAAAUAUGAAUAUGUCUUACAUCCAAGAACUACAGGCUUUACUUUUGUAGUGGACCGUCUAAGAGAAGGGAAAGUUAAUCAGAAGAGAGAAUCAAGAGGCUGCUGCUACCCUGACAAGAAACGAAGAAUCUCCCAAUCCUAGUAAUUAGAAUGGCUGCACUGCAGAAAAUUCAAAUACAAAUGUUUCAGUGUACCUAGAUCCUUGUGGAUUUCUUGGACAUUCCUUUCAAAUAUUUGCAUCUUGCUGAUUUUCCUCAUAACUGUUUUCUCCUUUUGGGUCUUCUUGGCUGGCUUCCUUUCCUUUUCUUGUCUCCAGUGGAAAAACCAUUCCCCAAAGUUGCUCUGCUUUCAGCUCAUCUCUCAUAGUCUCUCACUUGGAAUAUACCUCCGUGCUUGUGACUUCCACUGUCACCUGUGCUAAUGAUUCCUGUAUUUAUACUUCUGGCUAACCUGCCUCCUGAGGUGUUUCCAAUAAGUGGUGUGGAUAAUUUUAUUUAAAUGUCUCUGUCAUCUCAAGUAUAAUAUGUCUUAAUACCAAGCUCCUUACUUUCUGGAAAUGUUCUAGGAGGUCGCCUACAGAGAUUCAGUGUAGAAAAUCAAAGAAUUGUUCAUCUGUUCCUAUUGAUGAAUGUCAAAAAUCUGUCUUGUUCUGGGCUGACUGAACAGAGUUAAGUUCUUCUCAGUCUACAUACAUCCAUGAGAGUCAUUUGCAUUAAUAUCCCAGUGAAAUUAGAGUUAGCCCCUAGUUACAUAUGCUCAGCUUCUACUACAGUUUAUGUUGCCUGUCAUUAGGCAUGGAGGAUGGGGGGUUAAUUUGAUCAGGAGUUUUUCCAAAUCAUGUGAAAUUUUUAUUGAAGUGAAUGUAAUUCCCAGAGGGUCCUAAAGUUACUCUGUUCUCAGGCUUCAUAAGAUGAAGGGCGGCCCGAGUCAUCACCCCAGGGCUACUGGUUGCUUAUUGGCUAUAAAUAGACCUGCCCUAGUUACUUGUUAAAAUAGGAGUUUAGCAUGUGGUUUCCCACUGUUUAUAGAAUGAGUGGCUCAUGCAAUUCUCUUAAGUACAUGACUGGGGAUCACAUACAACUGGGCUUAUAAUUCAGAUGCAAUAAGAAAAGUAAGUACCCCCCAAAAAAGAAAAGUAAGUACCCAAUUUUCUGGCCAAUCUGAUACCAUUAUCACUAAUUGUCCCAGGUGACUCAGACAUAAAAGUCAUGAGUUUAAAGCCACAUAAGUUUAAAGUCAUUAUUUUAAGACAUAAUUUAAUAACUCCUUGAUACGUAACUGAAAAUGGUUGUUAACAAGGCUGAGACAUUUUAUUAAGCCAGUUAUGAUAGUUAUCCACUCAUCCUAUUUAUUGAAUGUCUAUAAUGAGACAGCAUUGAACUACAUGGUAUAUGACAUACAAAGGCAUUAUAAUACUCAGACAUUACUCUUGAGAAACUUAUACAAUCUAGUAAAAUUCAUACCUAAUCAAGUUGGUGAGUUUAAAAAAAAUGAGCUAUGAGAUUAAAAAGUUUCUUCCUUCCAUAUGAUUCAAUUAUGAAUUCCCAGGUCAGAUAAAUUUUGGAAGUCUCAAGUGUUAAUUCUCACUGGGGUACAUUCAUAGGGAUCAAGAGCUGAUUCUAUGACUAUGUGUAAGCCAUUCUAAGCACUAAUAGGAUCAAGAAUGAUGUCUUCUCCAGACAUCUCCCACUCCCACUCCCACUCCCUGAACCCCAGCAGGGACAGCUUUAAAACUGAUUUUGAUAUUGGAAUUUAGGGCAGGAUCCCCACCACACACACACACACACACACACACAGAAUUAAGUGAGCCCCUAAGGUGCAUCUGCAGCACUAUAUGAGACAUACCAUACAGGCUCAGGAUGACUGAGCUGUUUUUCUAGUCUGAAAGAUACACCUGAAUGUAAGUUUAGCCUAUUCAUUUUAAAUGUGGAAGCUCGUGUUUCUAAAUGUUACUGAAUGUACUUUUGCUAUCAAGUUGCCUUUCCUACUUUUCUCAGUGGGAGCCAUUUCUGUACAUACACCUAUGGUUAAGAAUAGUGGAGACUCUAUCUAGUGAGACACUGGGAAAGAGUCAAGUCAGAGACACUUGAAAUCAUCCUGUGACUCUAGCUGAGCCAGCUAUAACAGAAUCAUGACAGUGUUUCUGUUUCUGUAAAGAAGGAAAUAUUGCCCUGGAUUUUCAUGAGAAUGAUGGAUAAUUGCAUGACCAUAAAGAUAAAACUAUAGACAGAGAUAAAUGAACCACAAAGGAUAUUCAUUUAUAUGGUCUUCCUAUUCACUUAUAAACCUUUAGUUUUCUUUGUCAGGCUGGAUAUAAGAGAUAGUUUAUUAAAAGGAGGUUUAUUCAUAUUAUGUAGCAAAUUUAUUCUAAGUAAUAUAAAUUCACUGGAAUAAAAGGUAACUUAGUUCACACUAGGAAUAUGAUAGACCAUACCAUUUCUCACUUAAUUACAGAUGAAUGAAGGAACCAUUUAAAAAUUCCUAAGUGAGCCCGUAAUUCUUUCAAAUAAAAUUAGGUAGUCUUAAUCAGCCCUAGAAGAGUAAUGGAAAACUUUUCCAUUUCAGAACCACAUGCGAGCAAACAUACCAUAGCCCAAUCCUUUUCCAUUGGACACAUCCUCAAUUAGAACAGUAUGUUUCUUCUGCUGUGGGUAAAUGUUGAUUAAUUGAUGUUUUGUUUGUAAUAUGUUUCAGAAAUGGAAAGAAUUUCAGUUAUAUUUGCAGUGUAAUAAAAUUAAGAUAUUUAAGGUUGUUUAAAAGGCCUUUGCUGCUAAACUUAACAUUUUGAGAGACUUUUAAAAGAUAAAGACUGAUUGUAUUCUUCCAGAUUUUAACUUUAAAAAUUGUGCUCAUUAAGAAUACCAAAGUAUAAUUUUGAGGCCUUCACUCCAGUCCUUUUAUGCAGUGGAAAGACUUAACUAAAGCUGGGAGACAGGAAACCUGGAUUUUAAAUUUAAUCCUUUUAUUCAGCCAACUCUAAGCCUAUUUGAAAAAAUUACUUAAUCUCUAUGAUCAAACUGAAAAUGAGAAAUUCUGAACUGCUUCCCAACGUUAAAUUUUUGACCAUAACCCUAGGGCUUUAGAAUCAGAUUGGCCUGGAUGAGAACCAUCAUCUUGUCCCUUACUAGCUUGGCUUUAUAACCUUGGGCAAAUUACUUGAUCUGAGUCUCAUGACCCACUCCACGGGGUUACUGUGAGUAUUGAAUAAAAUAAUAAGAGAAAAUACCUAGCAUACUGUUUGGCAUUCAGUGUGUUUUUUGGUUUUGUUUUUCUUUGUCUUCAUAAUACAGAGGAAUCAUUUCUCUAAUCUUUUCUCUGUUUCUGUGUUCUCUAUACUAUGGUCAAAGCACUGUGGAGAAUAUAAAGAUGAGAAAGACAUGCAGCCUGCCCUUGAGGAGUAUAUAAUCUAAUCCAAGAAAUGUGAUUUUGAUGUAAACAUUUAGUAUAAACUAGAAAAAUGGGAAGUGCUGUGAGAGAAUCCCACAAAGCUGUGGACUUUAGAGAAGGCAGCCAACAUAUACAUUCACAUCAAUUCCAGAGUUCAGAUGGCUGGGAGAAAAUAAAACGUAACCUUUGAAUGUUAGGAGAUGUUAUAAUUGUUAACACAAACUAUGAUGAUAUGGACAUAAGAAGUGAUUUUGCUCAUCAUGAGGUGCAUCAGUUUGUAUUGAAAAGAUAAAUGGAUCCUGAUAUGAUCCCCUGGGUAAGGCACAUCAUUACUUUGGAAGUAUUCAUACCAAAAUGCAUAACUUGGAUUUAAUCAUUAGGAAACAUCAGACAAACCAAAUUGAGGGACAUUCCACAAAAUAACUAUCAACAUUGGUUCCUGGAUUGGAUCCUGAACCAGAAAAAAGAUAAUAUUGGAGCAACUGGCAAGAUGAGAAUGAAAUUGGAUCUAUAGAUUAGCUAAUAGUAAAGUAUCUGUUAAUUUCCUGGUUUUGUUUAAUUGUGCUUUGAUUAUAGAAGAUGUUAACAUUUAGGGAAAGUAGGGAAGUUUAAUGGAAGACUUUUUAGUACUUUGCAACAUUUUUUAUAAACCUGGAGUUACUUCAAAGUAAAAGCUCAUAACAUAAAAGAAGAUAAUGAAUCAUCCUAUAGUAUAAAUGCUCUGCAGAUUAAAAUAGGUCAAGUAAAUACCUAUUUUAGAUUUAUAUGUGAGAAUUAAGGGAAGCUGAGCAGGCACAGCAAAGCCCCUCCUAAAUUUAAAAGCAUUUUGACAGGUUAGAAUUGACCCACAACCCAAAACUAAGAUACUGCACAUAAGAACCAAAGAGAUCUAAAUAAUCUUGUCUUCAGAGUUGGCAGUACUUGAGUUUAAAACAGUUUUUACUGGCCAAGACAUCCUUCCGCCUUCCCCAUCCCAUGAUGUGCAUUAAAAUCACAGUGUUCCAUGGCAGUGAGAAUUGACCUUUAAAUCCUGUUUUGAAGGUUUGUUUAGCUUUUCAUUUCAAAUAUUCCAUUAUUUGAGUGGAUAGGUGGCUAAUUUAAAGAUGUGUGUGUUGUGUGGGGGUGUGUCUGUAAUUAUCAAGCUUGAUUUGGGUUUUCUACUGUCUGUUAUUUACUUAAGAAUACUUCUGUUACUUAAUGAAGACCUUGGUUUCAAGGGAUUGAGUUCAUCAUCCUCAUUGGUUUAUAGGACAUUGUCUUGGGCAAAGCUUCUUAUUGUUGAUUAUUUAUUCCACUUUAUCCCUGUACCCAACUUCCGUUUCUUCUUCCUUCCAUGGGCAGUCAUUCUGAUACACUUAAUAUGUAUCUUUUUGCUUUAUGUGUUCCUGUACAGUUUUGUACAGUUUUGUUUAAUAUUCCUGUAUUUUUAAGAUUAUGCAAAUAGGACUGUUAUAUAUAUCAUUCUGUUCCUUGCUUUUUCACUUAGCAUUUUGCUUUUAAAAUAUAUUCAUGUUGUUAUGUGUGUAUCUAAUCCUUGGCUUCUGAUUACUUACUGCCUUCUACUGUACGGUGUGCCCCUUCCACAUCUCAGUUACUGAAGCUCCCCCAGACAGACACCAGGUGGCUUCCAACUUUCACCAGCAACACAGGUGCUGCAGUAUACUUUACAGAUGCUCUCAUAGGGAGCCCUGUGAGUGCCCUGAGGAUGUAUGCCUAAGGGUAGAAUUGCUGAGUUACAGGACCCGAUAACCUUAAUUUGACUAGCCACAUAUUGCUCUCCAAAAUAGUUACUCCCCUCUAACUCUCCCACUGGCAAUCCAUUAGGAUGCCUGUAUCCUCUUACUCCUACCAGCAUUUGGUAUUGUCCAGCUUUCUUCCAGUCAAAUGUGUAAAAAGUCGUACCUUGUUGUUUUAAUUUGCUUUGUCUGAUUAUAAAGGAUUUUCAUGGGCCUGUUAGGUUUCUGGGUUUCUUUUUCUGUGUUUGUAUCUUGUAUUUUUCUAUUGAGAUUAUUCUAGUGACUUAAUGAUUUGUAGUAGUUUUUUGUAUUUUAGAUAUUAAUCUCUUUUUCCAUUUAAGAUAUUGCAAACAUAUUCUAUUCUGUUACAUAGUUAUUGAAUAGAAACUCUUAAUGUAAUCACAAUCAUUUUUAUUUUUUGCCUUAUAACUUAAGCUUUUGAAGUUUUUGAAGAAAACCCUCCCUGCUACUUGAUCAGAAAAACAAUCUCCAUUCUCUUCUGUUAAUUACAUAACUCCAUUUUACAUUUAAGUUUAUCUAUCUGGAAUCCUCCUUUAAAUGUGUUGUUGGGGAGAACCUGUUUUAUUUUUCUCCAACACCAUGUACUAAGCCAUCUAUCAUUUCCCUGUUGAUUUGUGAUGUCACCUUUGUUGUAUAUUAAGUUCCCGUAUAUAUCCAUCAGAAUGGCUUUGAACUCUGUU